Molecule: messenger RNA, 723 nt
Organism: Ophidiomyces ophidiicola
Lineage: Eukaryota; Fungi; Ascomycota; Eurotiomycetes; Onygenales; Onygenaceae
Gene: URA6
Product: bifunctional uridylate/adenylate kinase
Exons: 1
Coding region: 1-723 (240 amino acids)
Biological process (GO): CDP biosynthetic process; UDP biosynthetic process; 'de novo' pyrimidine nucleobase biosynthetic process
Cellular component (GO): cytoplasm; nucleus
Molecular function (GO): UMP kinase activity; ATP binding
Source: RefSeq, a predicted model, not a curated record
AUGUCGAGUCAGGGUGAUCCAGCUGCGGCUACCAGUGUCCCGCCUGAACUGCCCCUGCCAACAACUUCCACCAACACUACCCCUCGAUUUUCCCAAGAGGACGUUUCGGUGAUUUUUGUGCUGGGCGGCCCUGGCAGUGGGAAGGGUACACAAUCGGCAAACUUGGUCCGCGAUUACGGUUUCUCUCACUUAUCCGCGGGCGAUCUCCUACGUGCCGAACAAGACCGUGAAGCUAGUCAAUAUGGCGAAUUGAUACGCCACAACAUCCGCGAAGGCAUCAUUGUACCCAUGGAAAUUACUGUCGCCUUACUUUCUAAUGCAAUGUCCGAAAUCCUCGAGCAAAAGAAAGCCCAGAAUAAGCUUACUCCCGGCGUACCGUCCCGCUUUCUAAUCGACGGAUUUCCGCGAAAAAUGGACCAAGCAGUCUUUUUUGAAGAUACUGUCGUUCCUUCGAUGGCUACUUUGUUCCUUUCCUGUCCCGAAGAUAUUAUGCUCGAUCGUCUCUUAAAGCGGGGAGAAACUAGUGGCCGUUCAGAUGACAACAUUGAGUCGAUCCGCAAGCGGUUUCGGGUCUUUGUGGAGCAAAGCAUGCCUGUCGUUGAUAAUUUUGGCAAAGAGGGCAAAGUCAUGAAUGUGUCUUCAGUUGGCAACGUAGACGAGGUGUAUGCGCGGGUCAGAGAGGAGGUUGAAAAGCGCGGGAUCAUGCAGGUUCAGGAUAAUUAG